AUGACGGGCGGCGCGCCGCCGCCGCCGCGCGUCCUGUUCGCGGUGGAGGAGCUCGGCUUCGUGGUGUACCACAUUUACGGCCUCACGGAGACGUACGGCCCGGCGACCGUGUGCACGUGGAUGCCCGAGUGGGACGCGCUGCCGGCGGAGGACCGCGCGCGGCUCAAGGCGCGGCAGGGGUUCCACCACGUCGCGGUGCAGGACGUGGACGUCAAGCACCCGGACACCAUGGAGAGCGUGCCGCACGACGGGGAGACGGUGGGCGAGGUGAUGUUCCGGGGCAACACCGUGAUGAGCGGCUACUACAAGGACGUGAAGGCGACCAAGGAGUCGAUGGCCGGCGGGUGGCUGCACACCGGGGACCUCGCCGUGCGGCAUCCCGACGGGUACAUCGAGCUCAAGGACCGGGCCAAGGACAUCAUCAUCUCGGGCGGCGAGAACAUCAGCUCCAUCGAGGUGGAGUCAGUGAUCUUCAGCCACCCUGCUGUCCUUGAGGCGGCGGUCGUGGCAAGGCCAGACGACCACUGGGGCGAGACGCCGUGCGCGUUCGUCAAGCUCAAGGACGGCGCCAGCGCCACGGAAGCGGAGAUCAUAAGCUUCUGA
Miscanthus lutarioriparius is the source of this 603-nucleotide messenger RNA. The record is from the annotation of a GenBank genome assembly. Lineage: Eukaryota; Viridiplantae; Streptophyta; Magnoliopsida; Poales; Poaceae.